Molecule: messenger RNA, 1990 nt
Organism: Daldinia caldariorum
Lineage: Eukaryota; Fungi; Ascomycota; Sordariomycetes; Xylariales; Hypoxylaceae
Product: putative iron reductase domain protein
Exons: 4
Coding region: 219-1598 (459 amino acids)
Source: RefSeq, a predicted model, not a curated record
AGAGUUCAUUAUUACUUUCAACAUUAACUAUCGGUAUUGCCGUUUCUUUUGUUUCGAUUUUUCUAUUUUGUUGGAAGGUUACUCUUUUUUUUCUUUUUUUUUUUUAUCCUUAGUCACCUGAAGACAACUUUCCAACUUGACCUUUACGCUUCUUGAUACUCAGUCUAUUUUAUUCUGUAUUCUAUAUUCUAUAUUUUUAUUUUUUUAAACAAGGAAAUAUGAGAUCAUUUAGUACUCUCAGCCGGCUGAGCUUAGCUGUCUCCGCAGCUCUAUCUCUCUUCACUACUUCUACACAAGCACAAGAUGUUAAUACCACUUUAUCAAACGCCACCGCUGGUUCGGUCUUCGUUUCCCCCCCGCGAGACCUCGCAUUCGCGCUCAACGUUCCGAGCGACUCCACUACCGAUCUGUAUUUCUCGUUGAUGUUUCCGGAGGGGACGAGUUGGGCCGCCGUCGGACUCGGAUCCGAUCGCAUGGCCGGCGCGCUGAUCCUAUUGGCGUACCCGUCGGAAUCGGGACAGAACGUCACGUUUUCGCCGCGAAUAGCUUCGGGCCAUUCGGAGCCCGUGUUUACCCCUGAAAUCAAGGUUGAGGCGUUGGAAGGCACCGGACUCGAUAACGGAACCUUCAUCUUCAACGGGCGCUGUACCAACUGUCGGUCGUGGUCGGAUGGCAAGGGAAAGAUCGACGUCGCGAGCAAGUCGCAGAAUAUGAUAUACGCUACGGGCGAUACUAGCACGCUCAAAUCCGAUUCGUUCGAUGCGCCGCUCAGGAUGCAUUACAACUACGGGACUUUCACGCUAGAUAUGGCUCACGCUACGGGACCCGCGGGCGUUCCGGCUAUUGACCGCUCGGAAAACAGCACGUUGAUCGCCACGACCCAGGGGCUAUCGAAGGAGGGCAAGAAGGACGUCGCGGCGAUUAUGCAUGCGAUCAUCAUGGUUUUCGUAUUUGUCGGAUUAUACCCCUUCGGUAUUUUCGUAUUGCAUCUGGGGAGCUGGGUCCGUUGGCACGGUAUCAACCAGGGGUUCGCAUUAAUCCUCACUAUCAUCGGCUCGAGUCUUGGAUUCUCCAUUAGCAAGUACUACAACAGGUCUAAAAAGGUCAACAGUGCUCACCAGGUCAUUGGAAUUCUCAUCUUCAUUUUCAUCUUUGCUCAGUUUACCCUUGGCUUCUUGCACCACCGCACCUUCAAGAAGACGCAGCAGACAACAAAGAUGGCCCCUAUUCACGUAUGGAUGGGUCGUGUGAUCAUUGUCAUGGGAGUUAUCAACGGAUUCCUCGGCUUUCCGCUCGCCCAGGCAUCGCAGUACAACUACGUUCUCGCGGGUCUCGUUCUAUUCCUCUUCCCCGCCAUGAUGCUCGUCCUCGUUACCAAGAAGUUCAUCCAGAAGAGGUGGAAUAAGUCCAAGAACGAGCCGGCCGGUUAUAACCUGGAGCCGUGGAACCAGCCGAACGGCCAGGCCGGACAAGGGAACAAUCCGCAACAGCCUAUGGGCCAGAAUGUGAGCAUUCCGGCCGCGAGCACUUAUAUGCCCUAUCACGCACAAGCUAAAGGAGGUCUUGGACCGCAGCAGAAUACUCGAGAAUACGUGUGAGGAGGUGGAAUAGUAGAUACGAUUAAUAAGUCGGGCUGUGCCGAUAUAGAAUGCAUUAAUGAGGCGUUUAGGCAUGGUUCAUGUCAUUUGUGCUCGGGCAAUAUGCUCUUGAGCCUAUGGAAAGGGGAACUACUUCAAUCAGAUGGCAUAUCGAAGAGAAUAUUCAAUUGUUAUAAUUUCUUCUCAGCGUUUAUGGUUCCUACUUCGUCCAAUGCUUGUUCUUUCAAGCAUAGCGGGCACGUUACUACAUGUAGCCGAGUAAUCGUAUGGUUCGAGUGACGACGGGCGCUCCAGAUGGUUGUGUAGAUGCCUCGUAACGUUACUCAAAAUAAGUAUGCGUCACAAGCAAGUAUCCGUCUACUAUAUAACUUUCUUGCAGAGUAAUACCAGGC